AGGGCCAAGUUUGUCUUGUGAUUUACCUUCUGUUAUUAUGGCAUGUUUUGGGUAUAGGGUACAGCUUGGAGUAUGGCUAUGUGUUUUGGGCUUUGUGUUGGCACAGGAUCAAAGUAAAUAUUUUGGAUCAGAAGGUUCUGAUGGUGCUUUUGAUAGAUGCCAAGUCGGUGACUUUGCCAGAGUGCCAUGUGGAGACCCUGAUAUUAGUGGUGCUGGCUGUGAAGCCCUCAACUGCUGCUUUGACCAACAGUGUUACUACGCAAAUGAAGUUACUGUCCACUGUCUCCGGGAUGGUCAGUUCAAGGUUGUGGUGUCCAGAGCUGCCACUUUUCCUAUGCUUGACCUUGGUUCUGUCAACUUGCUGGAGGGUCAGAGUGAUGGUUACUGUGGUCCUGUUAGUGCCUCCCCUGCUUUUGCAGUGUUCCAAUUUCCAGUCAAUGCCUGUGGAACCACAGUGAGGGUGGAAGGGGAUUAUGUGGUCUAUGACAACAGGAUGUCCUCCACAUAUGAAGUGGGGGUUGGUCCUUUAGGCUCCAUCACGAGGGACAGUGUUUAUGAACUGGACUUCCAGUGCAGGUACUUUGGCAGUGAGGUGGUUAGCCUGGUGGCUGAGGUGAAUACGGUGCCUCCUCCCCUUCCAGUAACUGCUCCAGGGCUCCUUCGUGUUGAGCUCAGACUGGCUAGUGGGCAAUGCGGGGCCAAAGGAGAAAAGGGAGUGCAAGGAUGCAGUGACGCGGAGGUCUAUAGUGACUACUACAGAGAUGCAGACUACCCUGUGACCAAGGUGCUCCGGGAACCUGUGUAUGUGGAAGUGCGGAUUCUGGAGAGGACCGACCCACACCUUGUCCUGCUUCUGGAAGACUGCUGGGCAACCUCAACCUCUAGCCCCCUUAGCCUGCCCCAGUGGAGCCUCUUGAUUGAUGGGUGUCCCUACCAUGAUGACCGUCACCAGACAACCUUGGUUCCUGUGGAUGGCUCUUCUGGACUUCCCUUCCCCACCCACUACAAGCGGUUCAUUGUGCAGAUGUUUACGUUUGUGGAUCCUGCAUCCUAUGUUCCACUGAAGGAAAUGGUCUACAUCCACUGCAGUACCCAAGUUUGCUACCCUUCUGCUUCUGACCGCUGUGAACAGCGAUGCAGUGGCAGAAGACAAAGUUUAAUUUUCACCACCCCAGGGAGGUCGAUUGUUCCUGUAGGGAAGCGGUCCAUAGAGGAAAAGGCUGUGGUUACCAGUAAGGCAGUGAUGGUUACCACUACAGAGCCCUCAGGCCAGAGGCUGCACAGUGAAGUGUCCCCGUCUCUUGGUUUUGGCCUCCUGGGAGUUGCUGCCUGUGUCAUGCUGAUCUCUACCCUGGCGCUGACCGUUGUGUGUACGAAGCGAUCGCAGUUGGAACCAAAGGUGUAAAAUGUUACAAAAAUAAAGCUCUUAUGGAAAAUG
This is a messenger RNA of Conger conger (European conger), 1438 nucleotides long. Its product is annotated as zona pellucida sperm-binding protein 4-like. Gene Ontology annotation, cellular component: egg coat. The record is from RefSeq and is a predicted model, not a curated record. Gene Ontology annotation, biological process: prevention of polyspermy; binding of sperm to zona pellucida. The coding region runs from base 38 to 1405 and encodes 455 amino acids. Lineage: Eukaryota; Metazoa; Chordata; Actinopteri; Anguilliformes; Congridae. The transcript is spliced from 9 exons. Gene Ontology annotation, molecular function: structural constituent of egg coat; acrosin binding.